AAUUCGCCUACUUCAUCCAUCCCUUUUAUUAUGUUAAAAUGACCAAAAACUCCUUAAACCUCAACGCCAUCGCCCCUCUGAAGUGAAAACCCCCACCACCUGAAAAAGCUCUUGAUAGCCAUGGAUUUUCAAGUGGUAGUAUUAGCAGGUGGCUUAUCAAAAAGCCUUGUUCCUCUUGUUUCCAAGGAGGUGCCCAAAGCGCUGCUUCCGGUGGCAAACCGGCCGGUUCUAUCUUACGUGCUGGAGCAUUUUGAGCAAAACAAUCUCAAGGAUUUUAUAGUUGUUGUUGAAGGGGAAAGUGCAGCUCUUCUUGUUGGGGGUUGGAUUUCAAAUGCUUAUGUUGAUCGCCUUCAUGUUGAGGUUGCAGCAGUCCCUGAGGAUAUCGGGACAGCUGGAGCUCUUAGGGCCAUUGAUCACCACCUGACUGCAAAAGAUAUUUUGGUUGUGAGUGGUGAUCUUGUUUCUGAUAUUCCUCCUGGGGCAGUGGCAGCUGCUCAUAGACGACAGGAUGCUGCAGUGACUGCUAUGCUUUGUUCUACUCCUGUCAGUGGCCCAUCAGAGUCAGGUUCCUCUGGCGGAAAGGACAAAGCCAAGAAACCGGCACGCCAUAACAUUAUAGGACUGGACCCCACUAAACAAUUUCUGUUGCAUAUAGCUGCUGGAGGUGAAGUUGAGAAAGAUAUUCGUGUCCAGAAGAGCAUUCUCCGAGCGGUAGGCCAGAUGGAGAUUCGUGCUGAUCUAAUGGAUGCUCAUAUGUAUGCCUUCAAGAGAACUGUUCUGCAAGAGGUUCUGAAUAAGAAAGAAACUUUUCUGAGCUUGAGGCGCGACGUGUUGCCUUAUCUUGUGAGGAGUCAGCUAAGAUCUGAAUUAUCACAAAAUGGAGUGCUAGCAGAAGAAAAUGGGCAUCAUAAGGAUUUUUCUGAGAGUAGUACAGUUAUGCUGUCACAACUACUGGCCAAUGCAUCUACACAAAGUUUUCAUGAACUAUACGCUUUGGGUCCUGAUGGUUCUGCUCCGUCUCCAAGAAAGACUCACAAGUGCUGCGUAUAUAUUGCCAGCAAGAGCAAUUAUUGUGUGCGCUUAAACUCCAUUCAAGCCUUCAGUGACAUAAAUCGAGAUGUCAUAGGUGAUGCAAGUCACCUGUCAGACUAUUCUUUCUCUCCCCAGAACAACAUAAUUCAUCCUACAGCCGUGCUUGGUUCCAAAACUACAGUUGGACCGCAUUGUAUGCUAGGAGAAGGUUCACAAAUGGGUGACAAGUGUAGCGUGAAAAAGUCUGUCAUUGGUCGGCAUUGUCGGAUCGGCUCAAAUGUGAAGGUUGUCAACUCAGUCAUUAUGGACCAUGUCACCAUUGGAGAUGGUUGUUCGAUCCAAGGUUCUGUUAUUUGCAGUAAUGUACAGCUCCAAGAACGUGCUGUACUGAAAGAUUGCCAGGUUUUCCUAUUACUUCAUUUUGCACGUCUGACACAGGUUGGAGCAGGUUAUGUGGUCUCAGCAGGCAGUGAACAUAAAGGAGAAUCCUUGGCGAAGAAAGAGAAACAGUAAUUAGUUAUAUUGGUUACUUACAGUGUGAUCAACGCGACAUUGACUUCUGUAGGAUUUUUGUUGCUUUGGCCUGCCAAUGAUAUGCUCGUCCAAUGAACUCCAUGUUACCAAUAGAGCAAAGUCAAUUUUGUUUGGCCUUCUUGUUUUGACUGAAGAUUGUUUCCAUAUUGAGUUUUGUUGUUAGGGUGAAUCUGUUGUAGAGUUUACGUAUUUGAUAAUCAAACAGCAGAACUCGACAUGCUCCAUUCAGCAACCUCGAAAUUGCUAUUUUCCUUGAUUGAUAA
Molecule: messenger RNA, 1829 nt
Organism: Nicotiana tabacum (common tobacco)
Lineage: Eukaryota; Viridiplantae; Streptophyta; Magnoliopsida; Solanales; Solanaceae
Product: translation initiation factor eIF2B subunit gamma
Biological process (GO): biosynthetic process; cytoplasmic translational initiation
Cellular component (GO): guanyl-nucleotide exchange factor complex; eukaryotic translation initiation factor 2B complex
Molecular function (GO): guanyl-nucleotide exchange factor activity; translation initiation factor activity
Source: RefSeq, a predicted model, not a curated record